AUGAAUCAUCACUCAUCAUCCUAUUGGUAUUUACCAAGUGCUUGGAAGAAUCGAUAUGUUCUUCCGUUCGUUCAAAACUUGCAAGCACAAGAGAAGGAUUCUGAUAUUUUGAAUAAUCCUUCUCUUUCUGAAAAGGAAAAGCAACAACAACUCUCUGCUCGUAAGCUUGACCGAAAGCAACAAAAGAGAUUGAGAGCCAUCUUCAAUAAGUUUGCAUCGGCAAAGGACAGCACAGGAGAACCAGUGAUGACCCCUGAGGACUUUGUGAAAUCUCUCACGCAAAGAAACAUUCCUUUCACCGAGAAGGAACAAGAAUUGCAACAACGAGCACAAAUUACUUCAAGCAAUUUGGAUUUAUUGUUCCGUGUUGCAGAUACUGGCCACACUGGAAAGAUUACAUUCCCUGAAUAUGUAUUCCUUUUCAAAAUGUUGACCACUCCUGAAAGUGAAUUCCAUCUCUUGUUUAAAAUGUUUGAUUUAGAUAAAGAUGGUGCAAUUAGCAAGGAAGAGUUCAAGAAGGUGAUGAGAACAAACAAUCAAAGAGGUGUGGAAUUCGAUUUUGAUUGCGAUUUGAUGCAUAGAUUCUUUGGACGUGACGGAACUGGAAAUUUGAGCUUCAACCAAUUCUCUCAAUUUAUGAAACUCUUGAAUGAAGAAAUUAGAAAGCAAGAGUUCCAAAAGCUUGAUUCUCAAGGCCGUGGAUUCAUUUCAGGUGCUGAUUUUGCCAAUCUCAUUACUCAAUAUUCAGUAUCACUUCCACAAAGAGUGAAAGAAAAUAUGAAAAGAAUUCCUGAAAACUCCAAGAUUACAUAUGCAGAAUUCGAUGCUUACAAUAGAGUGAUUAGUAACUUGAGUUCUAUUGCACAAUCGAUUAGAGGACUCGCUAGUAGAGAAGGAGAUGUCAUUACAAAGGAGAGUUUCUCAACUGCAGCAAGACGUGUGACAGGAAUUGUUCUGAGUCCAAUGGAAAUUGACAUUAUUUUCAACAUGUUUGCUUCGAAACCAGAAGAAGGUGUUCUCUAUAAACCAGAUUAUGAAGAAUUCAUUCGUGUGAUGGAUGAAAAUAAUGCAAGAAGACAACAUAUUUUGGACAGUUGGAGUAGAGACACAGUUGCACCUGAUGGUUUGCAUGAAAUGACUUUCGGAGAACGAUUUUUGAAUGGAGCUGUUAAAGUUGCAACUAAGACUCUGUAUGGUGGUAUUUCUGGAGCCAUUGGUGCUUUUGCUGUCUUCCCAAUUGAUAUGGUCAAGACACGUAUGCAAAAUCAAAGAAGAAUGUUAAAUCAGGGAGGAACUCCACCAAAGAAUCAAAUCAUUUACAAGAACAGUCUUGAUUGUUUCAAACAAAUUUACCAAUAUGAAGGCAUUCGAGGUUUCUAUAGAGGUCUAAUUCCACAACUUAUUGGUGUGUCACCAGAGAAGGCCAUUAAAUUGGUCACCAACGAUACUUUGCGUGAUUUAUUCGGAAAGGAAGGAGAUGAAAUCUACUUCCCAUUGGAAGUGUUGGCUGGUUGUGGUGCUGGUGCCUCUCAAGUUGUUUUCACUAAUCCAAUUGAAAUUGUUAAGAUUAGAUUGCAAGUUCAAGGUGAAUUGGCAAGAACUGAAGGAAUUGCUCCAAAAGGAGCCAUCCAAAUUUGUAGAGAAUUAGGUUUUGCUGGUUUAUAUAAGGGUGCUUCUGCUUGUUUUGCUCGUGACAUUCCAUUCUCUGGUAUUUACUUCCCAUUGUAUGCCUUCUUGAAAGAAUACUUUAGAGAAGAAGGUGCUACUGAAACGAGUAAUGGUCGAUUGUUCAUUGCUGGUUCUAUUGCUGGUGGUAUUUCUGCUGCAUCCACAACACCAUUCGAUGUGAUCAAGACCAGACUUCAAGUUGAAGCUCGAGCAGGUCAAACACAAUACAGAGGUAUUGUACAUUGUGCCAAGACCAUUUUCAAGGAAGAAGGUGUGACUGCAUUCUUCAAGGGAACUGUUCCAAGAAUUUUGAGAAGCUCUCCUCAAUUUGGUGUGACAUUGUUGGCCUAUGAAGCUUUGCAUCGUUUCGUGUCACCAGAGCACUCAAAGAAGGAAGAAAAGGAGCAAAUCAAGAGCUUGCCUGCAUCUGUACCUGUAGAUGAGCAAGAUUUGGAAAAUUUGAGACAACUCUUCUAUUUGAGAACUCAGGGAAUUUCUCAACUUUUUGGUGGUGAAAAGAAGUAA
Molecule: messenger RNA, 2193 nt
Organism: Naegleria fowleri
Lineage: Eukaryota; Heterolobosea; Eutetramitea; Acrasida; Naegleriidae
Exons: 1
Coding region: 1-2193 (730 amino acids)
Biological process (GO): transmembrane transport
Molecular function (GO): calcium ion binding; transmembrane transporter activity
Source: RefSeq, a predicted model, not a curated record